Molecule: messenger RNA, 934 nt
Organism: Solenopsis invicta (red fire ant)
Lineage: Eukaryota; Metazoa; Arthropoda; Insecta; Hymenoptera; Formicidae
Product: COP9 signalosome complex subunit 9
Exons: 3
Coding region: 260-436 (58 amino acids)
Biological process (GO): negative regulation of protein neddylation
Source: RefSeq, a predicted model, not a curated record
AUAACGGAACGGAUUUUUGACCACUGCCAGUACUGGCAGUUAUAUUGGAACACAGCCAUAAUUCUCUGGCGUUGUGUAGGGUGUAGGUCGUGUAUAUAAAUACAAUAUCAUUGAUACAUAUAGCGUAUACUGUUUUGUCAUUUUGUAUGUAUGUAUAUACAUACGUGUAGUUCAAUGCAGUUCUGUCACCACGCACGAAGCUUGAUAUAAAUUUUCUUAUCAUAUCAAAGAGACGAGUACAUAUUAGGUCUAUUUAAAUAUGAAGCCAACGCUUGUGGCUGAUGAAAUGUUCCCCGAAGGAGCUGGACCUUACGUUGAAUUAGAGGAGGUUGGAGGUAGUAGGUUGUUAGUGGAUCUUACAGCUAGUGAAAAAGCUGUCCAUUCAGAAUUUUUCAAUGAGUUUGAUGAUCUUUACGAUGAUGAUGAUUUGGAAUAAAGCAGCAUUCCUAGGAAAUUCGACUACACAGUGCUUUUAUACAGAUUGCAAUUAACUUAGCGUUUAAGCAGAAAAUUUGUUUUCAUAAAUCCAUGCAAAACAUGGGUACAAUAUAAGAUCAGUGGACACCAUAUGUCAUUAGUUACGUUCAGCAGAAAACGGUGUUUCACAUUAUUUAACGAUAACAUAAAAUAAUCAACUUUUUUUGUCAUGCUUGCGCUGUAUAGCUUACUUUUUUAAGUCUAAUGUUACUAUAAUUAAUAUUAUUGUACUAUUUUGAUAUUUCAUAAAUAUUGAAAAUAAUGAAAUUAUUAUCAAUUUUUAAUAACACUGAUACAGUAUAUCUUCAAUAUAUUCAAAAAAGAAAUAGAGCGUUCAAGACAAGACAAAAAAUUAUGCAACCGUUUCAAAGUUAUUUCUUUCUGUUGAACGCAGCCACUAUAUGUAUCAUAUGUUUAUACGUACAAUAGAUAUUAAAAAAUGUUUCAUUUUUUUUAA